Molecule: messenger RNA, 2016 nt
Organism: Pocillopora meandrina
Lineage: Eukaryota; Metazoa; Cnidaria; Anthozoa; Scleractinia; Pocilloporidae
Source: the annotation of a GenBank genome assembly
AUGUACUUCUGCCGCCACACAAGUGAGGAGAAACCAUCAAAAGAUUCCCACAGCAAACGAAACGUCCAUGAGGCCAGAAUGAUCACGGAAGCUGCAAAAACGUUUUGUCAACAGGGAGUUCGUCCAUCUAGAAUUACAGUACUUUGCGCAUAUCGAGGACAGGUAAGUGAACUUUGGAUGCUUUUAAUCUCUACAACCGAAGUAUGAUUUCAUCCUGAGAACAUGCAUAGUGAUAAAAUUAACAUCCUUUGCAAAAGUUCAGGUGGGUCACAGCAGUUUACAGCUCUGUUUUUUAAUUCACCAUUAUUGCUGCUCUGAGUCUGGUGAUGGUGAAAUACUCCUUUUAAAUGUCCAAUCUUUGUAAAUCAUAUUAUGACUGUCCUUGUUACUUAACUCAAGUUGAGCCAUCAUAACAACAUUAUAACCUGUUAAAUACAUUCUUAUUUUUAUCUAUGAAAGUUAGCAACCUAAAAUGAACUUGGAAACCCCCAUUACUAUUUUUGAAUGGUGUUCUUUUCAUUAAGAUAAAACUUUUAUGUAAAUUUAAGGAGGCUCUAAAUCCCAGUUGUUUAAAAAUGUGCGAAAAGUUUCUUUUGUUUAAUGAUUUUGGAAUUGUUAAAUAAAGAAAAUGGGGGCCUACUUAGCUGGUUUUCGAAAUGGCUAACACUACGAGCAUAUGUAAUGUUCAGCAAAGUUUGUUUAAUACCUUCUUUUCAUCACCUCAUGUAGGAUGAUAGCUAUGAUACAUCGAAGACCAAGCAUUGUACACAGUUGGAAGUGCUACCGUUUGACCCUCAGAUACCUGAUCGAAUUGCAAUGUAUUUGUCAGUGUUUGCCUUUUUGGGGGGAAGACGAAGACUGCACCAUCUACCAUAUCACCCUUUAGACACUGACUACAAGCAAAUGGCGACAAGCUAGCACACAUGGUGCAAGGCUGGUGGGGGCGAUUCUGAUUCCCACCUUUGAAGCAUCGCUUUCCCCUAUUGUUGCUGAUGAGCCGUUCAUCGCAACGGUACACAGAACUCACAGAUUCUUUUUCGUUUUCAUGUUUAUUCUCCGUACAAUAAGUCACUAAGAAGACUUCUGAAUUAGAAUAAAUUCUAGAAAACUCUCUCCCUGAAAACUCUCAAUUUUUGUCGUGUCCGGUUGUCUGAUUUUGCUCACACGUGUUUUUUACCUUAUUUGGUAGUAUUCGCAAGUGUCACAAACUAAGAGGGGUGGGGUCCGUCAAAACUCUUGAAUACUGUCAAGGAGAACAAAUAAUACAUUGUCUUCAGGAGGUUACUUAGGGUACCAGUUGCUCUCUCUAUGUAUAUCCAAACUGGACUGAUAACUACAGGAUACCACUGGCCAUUUUUUUUAUCUUGUUCUAAUUGUUAAGGUGAUAUACUCCUUUUGCAGGUCACUGAAAUAAAAGAUUUCUUCCAAUCCACAAAUGUUGAGAAAAUGGGUGAGAUUGAGGUGACGACGAUAGACGCUUUUCAGGUAUGGAAAGUUCCUCUCAUGUCUUUUAUCAAUGUGAAAUAGAACAAUGGUUAACUUCUUUAAAAACAUUUAUCAUUUUCAGUUGAAAAUCCUUUCCUUAGUGUGGUCCCGAGACAUCUAAACUUUAAACUCCGUGGUAAUAAAUUGAUAUGACUAAAAUCUUAUGGCAUCAUUGAAGAAAGUGUAACGAGUUAACUAGUGUAAGCAAUUCGGCAAACAAUUAAAGGAUAUAAUGUGAUUCGAAUCCGUCACCCUCGCGAUCCCGGAGAGAUUCUGUACCAAAUGCGGUGCUUUGAAGUGAAAGGAACGGAAAAUUUUAAAAAAGAACUAUCUACGACGUUUGAGAAUGAGGUUCUUAUCAUACCUAAUCAUUUUCUUCUACAGGGGCAGGAAAAUGACAUCAUUCUCGUUUCUCUGGUCCGCAGUAACAAUGAGAACAAGAUUGGUUUUUUGUCACAAAAGAAUCGUAUUUGUGUGGCAAUUUCACGAGCACGUUGUGGCUUGUAUCUCUUUGGUAAUCAAGCUCAAUUG